Molecule: messenger RNA, 1011 nt
Organism: Entrophospora candida
Lineage: Eukaryota; Fungi; Glomeromycota; Glomeromycetes; Entrophosporales; Entrophosporaceae
Source: the annotation of a GenBank genome assembly
AUGGAUCCUAAAGAUAAAUUGCCAAGUAGAACUGCAUCGCCUAGUCCUUCUUUAAGCUCAGCUUCUAGUAAUAAUAGCACUGCUAGGAGACUUGGCUCAUUACAGCCAGAAUUACCUGCUCCUGGCAGAUUAGCAUCUGUUAGAACCAUUCCAACAGGUCAUUACUUUCUACCAACCUCUUCAAGGGUGACACUUCGUGGAACACAGAAAAUGAGAUUUGUUCCUACUGUACCGGAAGCACAUCGAAGGCCUCAACCAACAAUUACUGCAGACUCAAUAAUACCAGAAUUUUUUGAUAAUGAUCCAUCAUUUGGGGGUCAAAGUCAUGGAUCAAUUGGAAGAAUGGGUCGAGUAGGAAUGCGUGAUCGUAGUAGAUUCGUCACAGAGAUGAAAGCAUCUGGUCCAUUUGCAUACGGUCCUCAUGCUAGUUCUGUGCCAAUGAUGACAGGAUCAAAUAAAAUACUUGGACAUUCUAUGAUGGAUGAGAAAAAAGAUUAUGAUGAUUUUGCAGAAGACUUUGAUUCAUUUCGUGAAGAUCCAUGGGCACCCGAUAUACUUACUAUAGAAAAAGAUGAAAGUUUUCAAAAAUUUUUAGACGCUAAAAAUGAAUUACUAUCCAAGGAGGUCGACCAAUCUCGUGAAAUAAAUUUAAAGGAAAAAAAAGAAAUUGCUUCGCUGCUCAAAGAAAAUGGACAUCUUUUCUGUAUCCAGUUACCCUCUAUCCUCCCAAAAUUUGAAGCAAACACAUUGCCUGUUUCAGAAAUUUUUGAUGAAUUAGGAGAUAAGGACAACAGCAAUACUGAAGGUCAAAUCGGUAAGCUUGUUAUAAGAAGUUCUGGGCAGAUGCAAAUGAUAAUUGGUAAUUUUGUGUUUGAUGUAAAUCCUGGGUUAGAUAGAUCGUUCUUGGAAAAUUCAAUUGUUAUUGAUCCAUCAAAAGAAACCGUUUAUAAUUUAGGACAAAUAAAAAAACAUUUAGUGGUUAAACCUAAUAUUUCAGAUUUAUUGGUAUAA